This is a messenger RNA of Sardina pilchardus (European sardine), 2741 nucleotides long. It is a transcript of the gene lctla, whose product is annotated as lactase-like a. Bases 507 to 2219 code for a protein of 570 amino acids. Gene Ontology annotation, biological process: carbohydrate metabolic process. Gene Ontology annotation, molecular function: beta-glucosidase activity. The transcript has 14 exons. The record is from RefSeq and is a predicted model, not a curated record. NCBI's taxonomy places the organism in Eukaryota, Metazoa, Chordata, Actinopteri, Clupeiformes, Clupeidae.
GACGCCGUGUCGGACACACUCAUAGCCAGACUCUCAGGGGCACGAGACAGAGAGAAAUCCACUGUCCACUGUCAGGGAACUAGACACCAUCGGGGAUAUCUAUCUGAUCAUCUGGCAUCGUCCAUCACCCUCAUUUUUCAGCAGUCUUUUAAAAUCUUUAGGAUGUCUUUCAUACUGGCAGCGCUGGACAGACUCACUUACUUCCUGUCCCUCAUCGCCUUCUGCGUCAGUGUGUCCCGUAGUUGGCUGAAAUGAAAAUGCUCCAACAAAGAUGGAUCUGAAGAACGUGCCUCCAGCACUUGCAUUACCGACCGACGACGAAUUACGAAUUUGACUUUUUCUUCUUCUACUGAUAUGACAUGCCUCUUUCUUCGCUCUGUUUCUGCACGACAUGUUUUGCAUGCUGACAACUUGUAGUGUGCCUGGAGAAAACACCUGUAUCUGUAUCAACAUCAGCAUCAGCAUCAGCAUCAGCAUCAGCAUCAGCAUCAGCAUCAGAGAGAAGCAUGGCGCCAGGCUACGCACUCAGGGUUUGCCAUGCGCUUGCGCUUCUGCUGCUGACUGUGGCCGCCACUGAGGACAUUGACUGGACCAAGACGGAGAAAGGGGCCUUCUACUACGGAACUUUUCCCACUGGGUUCUCUUGGGGUGCCGGCGGCUCGGCCUACCAAACAGAAGGCGCCUGGGACAGGGACGGCAAAGGCAUGAGCAUCUGGGAUGCAUUUGCCCACAAGAAAGGCAAAAUCUUCUACAACGACACGGGAGACUCCUCCUGCGAGGGCUACUACAGGGUCAAGGAUGACAUUGCCUUAAUAAAAGACAUGAAGUUAAACCACUACCGCUUCUCAAUCUCCUGGCCACGGAUUCUACCAAAUGGGCUGAAAUCACAUCAUAUAAAUGAGAAAGGAAUCCAGUAUUAUGAUGACCUAAUCAAUCAACUGCUGGAAAAUAAAAUCACCCCUAUAGUAACUCUCUACCACUGGGACCUACCACAGGUUUUAGAGGAUAAAUACGGGGGGUGGCAAAAUUCCAGCAUGGUUGGCUACUUCAAUGAUUUUGCCAAUUUAUGCUUCGGGAGAUUUGGUAAUCGAGUGAAAUACUGGAUUACAUUCAAUAAUCCAUGGUCUGCAGCUGUGGAGGGCUAUGAGACAGGGGAGCAUGCGCCUGGAAAGAAGCUAAGAGGCACAGGAGCAUACAUCGCCGCCCACAACAUGAUAAAGGCACAUGCAAAAGUUUGGCACACUUAUGACACCCAGUGGCGAAGCAAGCAAAAAGGGCUGGUGGGCAUCUCUCUGCUAGCUGACUGGGGAGAGCCGGUCGACAUCACCAAUCAGAAGGACACCGAGGCUGCCGAGAGAUACGUGCAGUUCAGCCUGGGGUGGUUUGCCACACCGAUAUUUAAUGGAGACUACCCUCAGGUGAUGAAAGACUACAUAGGAAGGAAAAGUGCCCAGCAGGGGCUUGGGACAUCUCGUCUGCCCACCUUCACGUCCCAGGAGAAGAGUCACAUCCGAGGCACCUGUGACUUCCUGGGCAUCGCCCACUUCACCACGCGCUACGUCACCCAGAAGAACUUCCCCUCCAGCCGCGGGAGCAGCUUCUUCACUGACCGUGACCUGGCUGAGCUGGUGGACCCACGCUGGCCUGACCCCGGAUCUGAGUGGCUUUACGCCGUGCCCUGGGGUUUCCGGCGACUGCUGAACUUUGUCAAGACCCAGUAUGGCAGCCCAAUGAUAUAUGUGACAGAGAAUGGAGUGUCAGAGAAGACGACGUGUACAGAUUUAUGUGACGAAUGGAGGAUGCAAUACUUUAGGGAAUACAUCAACGAAAUGCUGAAGGCAAUAAAAGAUGGCGCUGAUGUGAAAGGAUACACUGCUUGGUCUCUGCUGGACAAGUUUGAAUGGGAUGAGGGCUUCUCUGAGAGAUUCGGCUUGUACUAUGUGGACUUUAGGAGCAAAGACAAGCUCCGCUAUCCCAAGGCCUCUGUUCAAUACUACAAACGAAUCAUCAGCUCCAAUGGUUUCCCCAAUCAGAGAGAGGUUGAGAGUUGGAAGAGGAAGGCAACAGAAACAUGCUCCUCGAGCAACCAGCUUCUUGCUGCUGAUCCGUUGACAAGCCACAUGGAGAUGGUCACAGAGAUUGUGGUUCCCACCGUGUGCACACUGUGCAUCCUGCUCAGCGCCAUAUUCCUGAUGUUCCUACUCCGAGGCCGACUGUAGACCCGACUCCAUCACCAUCCAUGUCCUUUAUAGACAACUGUACAUUAGUUGUACCUAUUUUUUAUUGUCUUUUAACCAACGCUCGGGUCAAAUAGGGGUCCAUUCAUUACAAGGUGGCCUCUAUAGGAUUUUUUUGAGGAAGUCAAUCAUGCAAAGAAUGUUGAAUUUUAAGUGUCACUUUUCAGAAAGAUGACGGCUCAGACAUUUCAGUGUGUAGAUUUACUUCUAGAAUGACAUCAAUCCACCCAUCACUGACACCCUAAUGUAGUUCAAAUUUACCUAUAUUUGAAAGCAGGUUUGGUGUUUGAUGUGGAGAGAGGUUGGGCUGGGUCAUAGGGAAUUUGCUGCAUGCAACUGUAUAGGUUGAAAACUUAUAUUCAACAAAUUGUUGCAAUGUGUAGGUCUACAUUUUCUAACUUGGAAAUAAUACUGGAAACAGCCUUUCACUUACUAUGUCAGUGCAUACCACCAUUCAUGUCUUGAUAGAAAUAAUCAAAUCAUUAAAUAUUUUUUAAAACGAAA